CACUGUUUCCUCUCUCUCUCUCUCUAUCUAUCUGCUUUUCUCUCUCUAUCUGCUUUUCUCUCUCUUGACUGUGUUUUUUCCCUGCAAAAAAGUCCGGAAUUUCAUAUCAAAUUCCUCUCCAUUUGGCCCUGAAAUUCCCGAAUACGUGCUCAGCAAUGCAUGAUCUUUCGUUCGAUUGCAAUUUCGAGUCAUAAUGCCCUAGCUUUCAUCGAUUAUUGCACUCUCAAAGCGGAAUUUGACUUCUCUCUCAACGGAAAUGCUUGAAGCAGUGGAGAGUUCCGUCAAUGGAGGUUUCUCGCAGUUGCAGAGCUGUGGAGACAGCAGUGAGGAGGAGCUCUCGGUGCUUCCUCGCCACACCAAAGUGGUCGUGACUGGGAAUAACAGGACUAAGUCUGUCCUUGUGGGUCUUCAAGGCGUGGUCAAGAAGGCUGUUGGCUUGGGAGGUUGGCAUUGGCUGGUUCUUACUAAUGGCAUAGAAGUGAAACUGCAAAGGAAUGCCCUUAGCGUGAUCGAGGCUCCUACUGGAAAUGAGGAGGAUGAUGACCUUGACUUCGAGAACAUGCAGUGGAAUGGAUCAGAUAUGGCAUCCGAUGACACUCAAAAAUCCCAUAGAUCAAGACAUAGAGUGCACAAGUCAUCAGGGUCAUCUCACAAGACUAUGUGCAGAUCUCUCUCUUGUGAUUCGCAAUCGAAGGGGUCUAUUUCUACUCCUCGUGGGCCCAUGAAAGUUGAUCUAAGCAAACUGGAAAUGACUGCUUUGUGGAGAUAUUUGCGACACUUUAAUCUCGUUGAUGCUAUCCCCAAUCCAUCCAAGGAGCAACUUGUCGAUGUUGUUCAGAGGCAUUUUAUGUCACAGCAAAUUGACGAGUUGCAGGUGAUUAUGGGGUUUGUUCAGUCUGCAAAGAGACUGAAGACUGUUUGCAAAUGAGAUAAGAGAGGAUCGGCAAGGUCUUUGCGUUCGGUUGUCGAUGCUAACAGAUACUGCACCCGGGUGUCCGCUCCCCCUGUAGCGAUAUUGUAACAUAUUUAUCCAGGCUUGUUUAUGUUUAUGGCUUCGAUUAGUAGGUUGGCAUUUACUCUGUUUGAAAUAUAGAGGAUCUUACCUUACCUUUUUGGUAGCGUAGUUAUGUAGAUAUAUGUAAACUUGUGACAAAGACUUCUAAGGAGAAACCUAUGCGUUCUUCCUAAGCUUGGUUGAAUGUAUUGUUAACAUGGGGAAGUGGGCGUUUUCUAAAAAUGUAUAUAUUCAUUUCUCUGCCUGGAUCUUUGCCAA
This is a messenger RNA of Morus notabilis, 1273 nucleotides long. RefSeq lists its product as uncharacterized. NCBI's taxonomy places the organism in Eukaryota, Viridiplantae, Streptophyta, Magnoliopsida, Rosales, Moraceae. Gene Ontology annotation, cellular component: histone deacetylase complex. Gene Ontology annotation, biological process: regulation of DNA-templated transcription. Gene Ontology annotation, molecular function: protein binding; transcription coregulator activity. Bases 257 to 928 code for a protein of 223 amino acids. The transcript is spliced from 6 exons. The record is from RefSeq and is a predicted model, not a curated record.